AUGGAAGAGACUAGUAACUCUCCAAUAAUCAAGGCAAAAAAUGAUAGCUUAGAGCCAGAUAGUAACGAAACAGUUGAAGACGAUUUCUCUGCAUUUGCCACCAGUGGUAAUAAUGUAGAAGACGAUGGAGAUGACUUUGGCGAGUUUGAUGAGUUCACAGAUUUCAAUAAUGGAUUAACAGCAGAAAGUAAUUCAGAAUUGGUUGAAAGUGAAUUUGGCAAUAAUAAUCAACAACAACAAAUAAAUUCCAAUGAUAAUUUCAAUCAAUUUGCUGGAAGGGAUAAUGAUGAUAAUAGUGGCGGUAAAGCUCAUUUAAGACCUAGUUCUUCCGAUAGACAAGAAUUAAGUUUGCAGCCUAUUAUAGACUAUUCAAAUGCCACUUCAGAGACAAUAAUAACUCAAUUCACUGACAUAUUAGACACAUUAUUUCCAUUAACCUGCUCACCAUCAUUAUCGCAUGUUCACACAGCAAAUGAGGGACAAUUAUUAGAUAAACAAAAUUCAGACAUUUUUAGUUCUCAAGAUAAAAAAUCUCAUGAAUCUAAAGAAAAAAAUAGUUCACCAAAUAAUUAUAACAAGGAUAGAAACUUGGAAAGCAUACUGAACUCAGUCCCAGAAAGUAUGGAAAUUUGGGAACGUCUAGCUCCAGAUCCAGAGAUGAUACCAUUUUCGUGGAAACAGUCGAGCAUAAGGAAACAAUUUUAUGACUCGUUAGGAGUUUCGUCUGAUACUUUUGAAGAGCAAGCACUACGAAACAGUGUUAACAUCUUACCUCGGAAUUCAGUGACUCAUUCUACCCCUUCAAGUAAAAAAUCAUCAGCAUCAACACCAACAAGUCGAGCAGCUUCACCUCAAUCAUUGAAUCUACAAUCUCACACACGAGUUCAAUCUGUAUCUACGACAUCACUUCCAGCGUCUAAUCGUAAAAAUUUAGGCACGUCUGCUGAUUCUAGAGCGAAAAAUAUAGCACUUGCAAGUCAAUUGGACCUGGAAAAGAUUAAAGUGAUGAGUUCUAUACCUCAAGCAGAAAAGUUAUACGACUAUUCAAUCUCGGAAUUACAAUCACUUUUCAAUCAGCUUGACAGCUUAUACCGACAAACAUCAGAAACACUAACAUUUUGGCUAGAUCAACGUGAACAAACCAUCAUGGACGCCGAGACCUACAAUCAAAUGAUAGAGUGUUUGGUUGGUCAUGCGCAGAAAAUUCGCAAUGGAAACGGAAAUGGUAAAGAGACUAGUAAUUUGGAUAAUAAAGGUGGAAAACAAUCACCGUCAAAAAAGAAUAGUAAAAUGGCGUCAGGAUUUGCUUCUUUGAGCUUGUCAUUCAAAAAACAAAAAUUCCAAGUGAAUUCCUCGAGAAGACCGACCUCGGUUGCUUCUGAUCCUUCGUCAGCGCACCCAGGAAAAAAUAUAGGAAAUAGCACAUUGAACAUUCACGAGCGUAAUUUGUCGCUUUGA
Molecule: messenger RNA, 1458 nt
Organism: Ambispora gerdemannii
Lineage: Eukaryota; Fungi; Glomeromycota; Glomeromycetes; Archaeosporales; Ambisporaceae
Source: the annotation of a GenBank genome assembly